This is a messenger RNA of Moneuplotes crassus, 2463 nucleotides long. NCBI's taxonomy places the organism in Eukaryota, Ciliophora, Spirotrichea, Euplotida, Euplotidae. The record is from the annotation of a GenBank genome assembly.
UGGUGAUAGAAUGGAAAUGCAACCCAAGCUUGAUAGUAAUAAAACAUGUUGAGUCUGAAAAGAAAUACAAUAUCGAAACACUGAAUUACAGUGAUGCAUAUUUACAUUCAGAGCUAUAUCCCAACAGAAUUAUGACUGCUGGACAAAAAAAGAUAAAGUGAAGAUAAAUGAAAGAGAACAAAAUAAGUUAAUAGGCAUCCAUCAGACUCCUGAAAGAAAAAGGCUAAUUCACACAAAUGAAGUUCUUCUAAUAGAUGAUGAUGUUUUAACUGAUCAUUCAAAGGAGUCUUCAAAACCAACCAAGCAAGGGCAGAGGUUACAGAAAACCAUUAAGAAGACCAUGAAUGCUUUUGAAGUAGAGAACAAGAGGAAUUGUAGUGAGUGAAGAGAUAAGAUCAUUUUUAUGGGUAUCAACAAGGUUAGCACUGCUAAUAAUGCUACCAAAAUCCCUACUUCCAAACAAUGAAUCAAUAGAGCAAAGAGGAAUGCCAGAGAGUAUGUUUGAUCAAUCCUAGAUCACGAAAAGCCUCAUACUGGGAUAGAAUUCACAAAUCAUAAAAUCAUUAACAGAACUUCAGCUGGAUGGAUGAAGCAGAGUUAUGGCACAAAUAGUGACUCAAGACCUGGAACAACAAAGAUUAUUCAGGCUACCAAGAUCAGAUCUCAAACAGCUCAGAAGGAUUCUAGUGUGAGGCGUACAACUGCUUCGACUGGGAACAACUUAUCAAACCAUCGGUUUAGGAACCAUGUGAAGUAUACUGAGUCAGAGAAUCUACUGUUUCAAAAUUCCUGGAUCCCAAAUAGUUAUCGGAAGAAUGUAUUUGAUGUUGCUGAUAGAACUGAUCCGGUUAUACCUAAGAAAAUUCCUACCCAGAAAUUUCUCAAGAAUACGAUUUCUGGAGUAAGAGAGAUUAAUCCUGUCACAAGUAAGAUAACUAUCCAAGGGAAUGAAGGAAAUAUAAAGAAGAUCAUUCCUGGAUUGGAGAAGCCCCAAAAGCUCGAGAAGAAAUUAGAAGAGGUUGAAAAGAAGCAGAGAAAGAUGACUCCUUUCAAAAUAGGGAAAAUUCAGUCUGUCACUAAAUACACUAUCUUAGAGAUCCUUGGGAAGGGAUCUUACGCUACAGUUUAUCUUGGGAGAGCAAUUAACAGUGAUAAUAAACAAGUGGCUAUUAAGAUUUUUGACCAGAACAAAUAAAUCUCGCAGUGGUAGAGAAGAAAUAAACAUCUUAAAGAAGCUAAACCACCCAUGAGUGAUUUCGUUUCAUGAUGAAUACAUGCAUAAUAAUAAGCACCAUAUUGUAUUGGAACUGGCUAAGGGAACUUCACUACUGAAGAACCUUAAAGCUGUAACUAGGUUUUCAGAGAUUGAGUCUAAAACUAUUUUUCGAAAGAUUUUGGAAGGAGUUGAUUACCUCCACAGAUCAAAUAUUGCACAUAGGGACUUAAAACUCGAAAAUAUCAUAAUUGACAAAAGCAAGAAUGUGAAGAUAAUAGACUUCGGAUUCGCGACAAUGACAACCAAGGAUUACAAGGGAAGAGUCUUCUGAGGGACACCUUCUUAUAUGGCACCGGAGAUUGUAGCACAUCAAACCCAUAAUUAUAUGAAGGCAGAUAUUUGGGCCCUAGGCGUUAUUUUAUACUCCCUUCUUAGUGGAAAGUUUCCUUUUAAAGCUCAAAAAGAUAAGGAUUUAUACAGUAAAAUACGUAAGGGAUUGUUUGCAGUCCCUGAAGGAAUCACUCUGGAAGCAAAGAAUAUCCUACUAAGAAAAGCACUAAAGCACUUUUAAAGGACCCAUGGUUUACAGAAAAUAAGGAAGAGCCUGAUACAUCUCCUCAGGGGUCCAAGAAGAACAUCAUCAUGGGCACUAUUGAGAAAUAUAAGAAAAUAUAUGGUGGCAAUAGAAGGAAUAUCAAUAGUGAAAACAAAUGUGCAAGUGAGCCUAGGAAGAAGACACUGAAUGGAAGUCCUUAUCAGUUAAACAAAAGUCCUUAUAGUCAACAAUUAAAAGGCUUCUUGAAGGGAAGUACUCAAUACAUCAAGACAUAUUUCAAAAAUUCAGCAGAGUUUGGGAAAGGUGAACCUGAGGAUAGCUCAAUUUAUCCGAAAAGCCCUAUUUUAAAUGAUCCUGAUAUAUUCAAAGGGUUCAAAAAGAACUCUAAAAGCAACGUACAAAUAAAUUUCAAGAAAAGAAUAGAAUCUAUUGAAAAGAAUAAUACUCAGUUAAGAUUUACUUCUAAUAACAGCAAAAAUCUACGACUAAAUAUUCGGAAGGAAAUUAAGAUGGAUAACCAGAAAAUUAAUAACUUUGUAAACAGCUUUGAUGGACCAAACAAUGAAUCUAAGCGACAGACAUUUAAUGCAUAUUCAGGAUCAAAGGAAAGUAUUAUAAUGAGCAAAUAAGGACACAUUAAUAGCGUUUAACAAGCAAAGGCUAUCAAAACAAGAAAAGACAAAGCAAGAGC